GCCGCCCAUUUUUAUUGUUUACGCGACGCGACUUUCGUUGCUCUUUUCCACUGCAUAAACAAAACAUUCCGCCAUCUCAUCUUUUGUUGUCCUCCGUAUUCUUCUUGCUGCCCACGAUGCCUUCCCUGGCAGAGUCGCUCGAUGCCCUCGCGCAUCACUCCGAACAGAUCGCCUACCUAUCAACCCUCAACACUGCUCCCCCAGGCCCGUUCACCACCGCCUAUCUCCACCUGCCCCCUCCCCACCUCUCCCAUCUCGGAAAAGGAAACGUCCUCGAACUCAUCCGCGAUGCAUCGGAUGCAGAGCGGAGGCUCUUCAAGUUUGUAGGGGAGAGCAAUUUGCCUGGUGUCAUUGGCGGAGGAGGAAAUAAACGGGUCGAAAAGAGGGAAGGUGGGGUAGUGACGCCGUUGAAAGAGUUGAAGCGUGGUGGUGGUGGAGGUGGUGGUGGCGGAGGAGGAACUGAGAAAGACGAGGUGGAAGUCAUGCUGAGGACGGCAUUGAAACUUGUUGAUGACUAUCGCCCCAUGCCGAGGGCGAGAGCGCAUGUCAUCAAUCUCUUGGAUCAACACCAUCGGAACUUGGAUCGGCUGGCAGAGCUUGAGAUGCUUAUUGCUGAAGCGAACAGACCGGUCGAUAUUCCUGCUUCUCCGUCCCAUCAACCUGAAGAAGCAGAAGAACCUCGACAGGAACCUGUAAAACUCACGCCCGAAGAAGCUAUCAAGGCAGAAGAAGCGGCUCUUCGAGCGUUGGAAGCUAAAAUAAUACCUUUGCGUCGUGGUUCUCAACCGUCGCAAGACGAGCAACCAUUGAAGCCACAAGAUAUGGUCCCGCCAGUGGGCAAAAACAUUCCUCAAUCACCUCCAUCAUCCCAACUUCAAUCUCAGUUCGAAUCUCAGCCCACACCGUCUCAAGCGCAAUCUGCUCCUGCUCAACCUCGUACUCCUGGCCGCUCCAUGCCGCAUGUCACCAACUCACUCGUCAAUGCCACGCCACGUCAUGCUAUUGAAAGAUUGGAAAGGGCAGAGAGGAUCGACAGAUUUAGCCCGUUGAAGCUGAUCACGCCGCGGGCGCCGGGGACUCUGAGAGGAGAGGGCAUCUUUGGUAGACGGAUAGGGUCUUCGUCUGCGUCAAGCUCGAAACUUGGGGCAGGGUUGGGCACCUCGAUGCUGGGCAAGAGAUCAGAUGAAGGAGCGGCGGGGACCUCGCAUACGCCUGCACCGGUUGCCGCUGAUGCUCCACCAGCGCCAUUGGAAGUUGCGCCCGAUCAAAAUCCCGCUGGUGAAGACCCCGAUGAGACGGUGAGGCUGACUCAAGCGCCAUCGCCCUCAAGCCCCAUCAAAACAGCUGCAGCAGAAUUUCAGCCGUCCUCGCCACCCAAAAAGGUUCAUUUGCCCGUUGAAGAACUUGUUCAACCGGUUCUCGAUACAGAUGUACUGGCUCAAACACCGCAAAUUUACGCAGACAACAAGCUGGACGGGGUUGAUACAGAUGCCGAAGCUGUCAAAGCUGGCGUGGAAAAGAUCUGGAGUAAUGUAGGAGACCUUAUGAGACAGGGACUUGAAAACGGUCAGACUGUGGAGAAGGACACGGCAUCUUCAGUGAGGCAUCUCAUACAUCUUUCCAACUCCAAUCUCCCUCCACCGCCAUCUCCAAGCACAUCCUCUUCCCUCUCUUCACUCUCCCACGGCGGUCUACCUCCACCAAAGCCUAUAACCUCUGAAACAAUCCUAUUUGCCCACUUGUUCCUCUCCAUCCUUCGCGCCUCGUCCAGUUCGGAAGGGUCACCUGGGGAAGUGGACAUGAAUGAGGUGAAGGAGUUCCUUGGGAAUGUUGCAAAGGAAAGAGGAUGGGACGGAGCCGGAGGUCUGGGAACAAAGGUUAUCUAUGCGGCAGUGGGUAAGAGAGUGGUCAAGAUUGAGAGGAAGGGAGGAGGAGCUGGUAGGGUUAGGUUUGCAGAUUGAUUUGUAGUUAUGUAUCCUCC
This is a messenger RNA of Cryptococcus deneoformans JEC21, 1981 nucleotides long. RefSeq names its product expressed protein. The transcript is spliced from 5 exons. The record is from RefSeq and is a predicted model, not a curated record. The coding region runs from base 117 to 1961 and encodes 614 amino acids. Lineage: Eukaryota; Fungi; Basidiomycota; Tremellomycetes; Tremellales; Cryptococcaceae.